Molecule: messenger RNA, 912 nt
Organism: Zychaea mexicana
Lineage: Eukaryota; Fungi; Mucoromycota; Mucoromycetes; Mucorales; Lichtheimiaceae
Exons: 8
Coding region: 1-912 (303 amino acids)
Cellular component (GO): cytoplasm
Molecular function (GO): oxidoreductase activity, acting on the CH-OH group of donors, NAD or NADP as acceptor
Source: RefSeq, a predicted model, not a curated record
AUGACCGUAAGCGACAAUUAUUUUUCAGGCAAAGUGGCCGUCAUAACAGGUGGCUCUCGCGGAAUUGGCCGCGCUGUCGCGGAAGCAUUGGUCUCGCGUGGCUGUAAGGUUGUAAUUGGCGAUGUUUUGGAUCAAGUGGGCCAGGAAACUGUGAACGAAUUGAAUACACGUGCUGCUGGUGUCAAGGCCGCAGCUUAUAUCCACACGGAUGUCACCGUCUACAAGGAUGUGCUUGCCUUAUUCAAAUUUGCUGAAUCCGAGUUUGGUGGAGUGGAUAUUGCUUUCCUCAAUGCAGGCGUUAUAAACAAGCCUGAUUAUAUGUUUUCGCCGUUGGAUGAUGAGGCAGAGAAACUGUUGCCUGAAGUUAACAUCAGCGGUGUAGUUAAAUGCACGCGUGUGGCUAUGCUUGCUAUGGCUAAACGAGGCGGAGGAGUGAUUACAGUCACUGCAAGCUGUGCUGGCUUCCUUGGACCCUUUGCACAAUCGAUUUACAAUGCUACCAAGCAUGCUGUCGUUGGCUGGACACGUAGUCUUGGCAUGCUCAAGGAUAUCUGCAAUGUGCGGGUGAAUGCAGUCUGUCCUCAUUGGGUUGAAACUGACAUGAGACACAAAAUCACGAAGAAGGGAGAAGUCGUUGUUGAUCCAUACCCUGCAUUCGUCCAGCAAUCACCUACUGUCAAGAUUGAUACAGUCGUGAGCGGUGUUCUGUCUCUGAUGGAAGAUGAAAGUCGUAAUACUGAAACUUUAUUGACUCUACCGCCGAACAUCUUACGUGUUCAGGAACCCAUUCAACCUUUUCCCGAGCAAUCAAAUCCCGCAUAUGAUCAGCUAGCAGAGCAGUAUGAGAAAGAUGCGCUGGUAUAUUACAAGUCCUUGCUGGGACCUGCAUUGAAGAAAUAUGAACAAGCUUAA